Aureobasidium subglaciale EXF-2481 is the source of this 1032-nucleotide messenger RNA. RefSeq lists its product as uncharacterized. The record is from RefSeq and is a predicted model, not a curated record. Bases 1 to 1032 code for a protein of 343 amino acids. Lineage: Eukaryota; Fungi; Ascomycota; Dothideomycetes; Dothideales; Saccotheciaceae. The transcript is spliced from 3 exons.
AUGGACACAAUGGCGAACUCGUCGCACUCGGGUCAGAAGCGUAUCAGAGAUGACUCACCUGACCUGAUUCUGCUCCCGCUCCGAAAGCGACUCGACCUCCCCCAAAUUCGAUCGACCGCAGAUACUCAAGAGAAUCAAACAGAUGCUCCGAGAAGAAGAAAGAGAUCGGUCUCCCCUGAUGGCGGCGUUGCUAUCGAUGAAGAAACCUUGGCCAAGUUUCGCAUCUAUCGUGACGUUGUGCCUAGCAUCAAGGCAAAGCAGCUGGUUCAUCACGCACAUGUGCACGACACCCGUCGCCAGUCCAGCCUCAACCGCGCACAUAGGAGCAGCGUCGAGUCAGCACUUCUGCCUCAAGUUCACGUCUCGACCUUGCCAGUAUUCCAGCAUACUAGAGGUAGCUAUAUCGCAGAACCCGGCUCUGUGACACGUUUGUAUAAGCCCUUCACAGGAUUGCAACCUGAGCAACCUCUAGGAGAUGUGCUUCUGAACCCCCGACUUGGCAUGGAAGUUGAAGGCGGUAAACUAUACUUGGCCCAGACACUACAUCACUACUGCCGCAAGCAAAUCCAAUGCCCUCUUCACGGUCAAGGUGAAGUAAAGCCAGGCCAUAAUCGGACGGCCAGGAAGGUGCAAGAAACCGGCCAAGUAUACCGCGCGUGGUAUUGUGCGACACAGCCCAAGUGGGAGGGCCAUCGUAUUGAUAACACUGAGUACAUCCAGCUUGCGAUGGAACAACUGGAGCAGCCAUUGUUCGACAAGAUCCUCCUUGAGUUGAUUCGCCAGCUCCGUUUCAAAGAUUGCCAGCCAGUGGGACGCGGCCGCUCACCUCAGCCUGAUGAUUUCGACUACCACGAUCUUCUACAAUACGUCAAACAGAGACCUGUAGACUCGAGAGUCAUGCGAAAAAGGACUAGUAUUGCGCCAAAAGCUCGAUCUGAUUUCCAGUUUGGCGCCACACAUCUGGUUUCCUCGAUUGGAAUAGGUCACGAAGCGGGUGAUCCUCACAAGAAGAAUGAAAACGAACGAAAUUGA